This is a messenger RNA of Coffea arabica (coffee), 1701 nucleotides long. RefSeq names its product protein EARLY-RESPONSIVE TO DEHYDRATION 7, chloroplastic-like. Gene Ontology annotation, cellular component: plasma membrane. The record is from RefSeq and is a predicted model, not a curated record. NCBI's taxonomy places the organism in Eukaryota, Viridiplantae, Streptophyta, Magnoliopsida, Gentianales, Rubiaceae.
UAGCCUUUACCCAUUAAUUGUUCCCGUAUAAAUACAGUUACAAUCCCAGCAAUCAAAUUCCACCUAUUAGCUUAUACAUACGUACAUACCGGAUUGAGUUCGGACCAAAAUAUUCCUUCGCAAAAUCAAGAAAUCAACCAUGCCCAAAUCAAGCUCUCUCUACCCAGAAGUGAAUGAAUCAAACCCAGAAUCUAUAGAAUCACAACUCUUUGCUUGUGCAGAUAAGAAAAGACCCACUUCGCCUUCCUCCUCAUCCUCUUUGCACCCUUCUGUCGAUUUGAAUGAUGUGGCGCGAAAGCUCUUUCCGGACGGCGAAGACGACCACGACGUUCAAGUGGAGAUUCAGGAGGAUCCAGACAGUCAGAGGAAUGUUUUGGAGUCAUCUGAGGAAGUAAUUAUCAAAAUCCCAGGUGCUAUAGUGCAUUUGAUUGAUAAAGAGCAGAGUGUCGAGCUCGCAAAUGGAGAACUCUCAAUUAUUAUGCUCCGGCAAGGUGAUAACGUCGUGGCUAUGUUUGCUAGGAUCGAAGAUGAAAUUCAGUGGCCCUUGGCUAAAGAUGAAGCUGCAGUUAAGCUUGACGAGUCCCAUUAUUUUUUCACUUUACGAGUCCCGCCCGAAAGUACUGACGGUGUCGGGAGCGAAGAGAAUGUUUUGAAUUAUGGGCUGACGAUCGCUGCAAAAGGGCAGGAAGGAUUGUUGAGGGAGUUGGAUGGUGUGUUGGAGAAGUACAGUGCAUUUAGAGUGGAGAAGAUGGCAGAGAAAGGGGCGGCUGAAGGCUGGUGGGCGCUGGCUAAGGAUGUCUCGCCGGAGGAGAUGGAGAGAGAUGAGAAGAAGGGUCAGUUUGUGGAGAAGAGCUCUGCUGCGUAUUGGACUGCGCUGGCUCCUAACGUGGAGGAUUACAGUGGAGGUGUUGCGAGGAUGAUAGCGGCAGGAUCAGGGCACCUGGUGAAGGGGAUAUUGUGGUGUGGAGAUGUUACAGUGGACAGGUUGAAGUGGGGAAAUGAGUUCGUGAAGAUGAGGAUGGGCGCGGGAACAGAGUCUGAGAUCAGUUCUGAAGCUCUUAGUAGGAUGAAAAGGGUCAACAAGAUGACAGAAAUGUCCGAGGAAUUGGCUACAGGAAUACUUUCCGGGGUUGUGAAAGUGUCUGGAUUCUUCACGAGUUCAAUAGCAAACUCAAAGGCAGGGCAAAAGUUUUUCAGCCUUCUUCCUGGGGAGAUUGUUCUGGCGUCCUUGGAUGGAUUUAACAAGGUGUGUGAUGCUGUUGAGGUUGCCGGGAAAAAUGUGAUGUCAACCAGCGCAGUUGUAACAACAGACCUUGUUUCUCAGAAGUAUGGGGAACAAGCAGCAGGGGUGACACAUGAAGGACUUGGUGCUGCAGGGCAUGCUAUUGGGACUGCCUGGGCUGUGUUCAGGAUUAGGAAGGCUUUCAACCCCAAGAGUGUAAUAAAACCUUCUACUCUUGUGAAAGCUACUGCUGAGGCUAAUGCUCCCAACCUCAAGGCUGGAGAGAAAAUGUAACAGGAGAUAUAUGAACCUAUAAUUCCUUGAGAAUUCUCUAUAGGACCAGUAUGUUGCUUGUGUUAGAACUUAGAAGUGUAGGCAGUGGUUUGGUUUUCUAAUCCGCUAGGGGAUUUUUCUUUAUACAAAAGAAUGUAAAUGCUAAUGACAGUAAUUUUAUCUGUUUUGAGUUUUGAGACACUUCU